Messenger RNA from Herpailurus yagouaroundi (jaguarundi), 4059 nucleotides. It is a transcript of the gene ARHGAP28, whose product is annotated as Rho GTPase activating protein 28. The record is from RefSeq and is a predicted model, not a curated record. Gene Ontology annotation, biological process: regulation of actin filament polymerization; regulation of small GTPase mediated signal transduction; negative regulation of stress fiber assembly. NCBI's taxonomy places the organism in Eukaryota, Metazoa, Chordata, Mammalia, Carnivora, Felidae. The transcript has 19 exons. Gene Ontology annotation, molecular function: GTPase activator activity. Gene Ontology annotation, cellular component: cytoplasm. The coding region runs from base 108 to 2444 and encodes 778 amino acids.
GGGGCCGGCUUCCCGGGGCGCCCCUGACAGCUGCGGGAGCUAGCCCCUACCUAGGAGCUGGACCGGCCACACCACCCCUCUGGUGACCGGCCCCGUUGCGCUGGUCCAUGCUGGUCCCCGCCUUUGUUCUCGGGCCGGAGCGGGGACAUGCACGGCUGACGAUGGAAGUGGAGGACUCGGGCGGCGUGGUGUUGACCGCCUAUCACUCGUACGCUCGCUCUCAGCCGCCCAGCUCCGAGCCGCGCUGUGCGCCCAGGGCCGCCGCCAGCCACCCGGGCAGCAGAAAAUCUAUUCCUCGCUGCCGAAGAAUUAACAGAAUGCUCUCCAAUGAGUCCCUACAUUCGCCUGCAUUUAACCGUUCCAACUCACAAGCCUCCAUAGACAGCACGUCCAUGGAGGACUUCUUGCGGGAAAUAGAAAGCAUUAAAGAGAGUAGCAUGAGAGCACAGGAAGAGCAGAUACCAGCUGAGGUCAAGCCUGUGGAUGAAGGAGAACUCGAAGCAGAGUGGUUGCAAGAUGUGGGUUUAUCAACCUUGAUCUCGGGUAAUGAAGAGGAGGAUGGCAAAGCCUUGCUCUCUACGCUGACUCGAACCCAAGCAGCUGCAGUGAAAAAGAGAUACAAUACUUACACUCAAACCAUGAGAAAAAAGAACAAGCAAUCUGUUAGGGAUGUCAGAGACAUCUUUGGAGUCAGCGAAUCUCCUCCAGAUGAUUUUUGUUGUAUCCCAGCUCCUCUUUUGGAAAUGAUCCUGGAUGAAGAAGUGGUAUCAGCAAUUCCCUGCAGAAAUGGUCAACUGCCAGGUGAUACCUGUGACAAUCAUACUGCUCAGUUGGAUGGUCCCCAGGAGGAAAAAGAGCUGCCAGGAGUUAUGAAAACAAGUGAUUCCUUGACAGAUGAUGCUUCUCUCAACAGUACCGCCCUGUCAGAUGGGUCCCCAGAUGAAGAAGGGAGUUUUACAUUUCCCAGGAGUGGCUCUGUGUCUAUACUUGAGACCAUUCCAGCUCUACCAGUUCAUUCCAAUGGAUCUCCAGACCCUGGACAGUCAGUUCAGAAUGCAGUGAGUGAUGAUGUUUAUCUGGAAAAGAACAUUCCACCAGAAACUGAAGAGCUGUCCUUUGAAGUAUCUUAUUCAGAAAUGGUUACAGAGAUUCCAAAAAGAAACAAAUUUAAGAAGUCCGAAUUUAAGAAAGAGGACUUCGCCUUAACUAAAUUUAUUGUCCAGAAAACCAGAUUCGGUCUAACUGAAGCAGGAGACCUGUCUUCUGAAGAUAUGAAGAAGAUCCGCCAUCUGUCUCUGAUUGAACUGACUGCCUUUUUUGAUGCCUUUGGAAUCCAGCUGAAAAGAAACAAAACUGAGAGAGUAAAAGGACGAGACACUGGGAUUUUUGGAGUUCCGCUCACAGUCCUGUUGGACAAUGACCGAAAGAAGGAUCCUGGAGUGAAGGUUCCCCUGGUGUUGCAAAAAUUUUUUGAGAAAGUUGAGGAAUCAGGCCUGGAAUCUGAAGGAAUUUUUCGACUUUCUGGAUGUACCGCCAAAGUCAAGCAAUACCGUGAAGAACUGGAUGCCAAGUUUAAUUCUGAUAAAUUUAAAUGGGACAGAAUGUGCCAUAGAGAAGCUGCAGUAAUGUUGAAAGCAUUUUUCAGAGAACUACCCACCUCUCUCUUCCCCGUGGAAUAUAUACCUGCCUUCAUCACUCUAAUGGAAAGAGGGCCUCCCAUCAAAGUACAGUUUCAAGCUUUACACCUCAUGGUCAUGGCACUGCCCGAUGCCAACAGGGACACAGCUCAGGCCCUCAUGACAUUCUUCAAUAAAGUGAUUGCCAACGAAUCAAAAAACCGAAUGAGUGUAUGGAACAUUUCUACUGUAAUGGCACCAAACCUUUUCUUCAGUCGAAGCAAACAUUCUGAUUAUGAAGAACUACAGUUAGCAAACACUGCAGCCCACAUCAUCCGCCUAAUGCUUAAAUACCAAAAGAUUCUGUGGAAGGUUCCAUCUUUCCUAAUCAUGCAAGUCAGAAGAAUGAACGAAGCUACGAUGCUGUUAAAGAAGCAGCUCCCAAGUGUCAGAAAGCUGCUGAGGAGGAAGACCAUAGAACGAGAGGUUAUAAGCCCCAAGACUUCAAAGGUACUACAAAAAUCACCCUCUUCAAGAAGAAUGUCUGACGUGCCGGAAGGAGUCAUAAGGGUCCAUGCUCCACUUCUCUCUAAGGUGUCCAUGGCCAUUCAACUCAAUAGUCACACCAAAGCCAAAGACAUACUGGCAAAAUUUCAAUAUGAGAACAGUUAUGGUUCAUCAGAAUGCAUUAAGAUUCAGAACCAACGGUUAUAUGAAAUUGGAGGAAAUAUAGGGCAGCAUUGCUUGGAUCCAGAUGCUUAUAUAUUGGAUGUAUAUCAUGUCAAUCCUCAAGCAGAGUGGGUGAUUAAACCCCAACCAAGUUUUUGAAACACCCUCCAGGAUGGCAGCUAUCAUGUAUCACAUGCCAAGAAGAUUCUGCAUGUGGUAGGGGAAAAAACAAGACUACUUUUGACAUGUUUGCUCCAAUAACUCUCUUGGUGUUUCUCAGCCCAAGUGGUGUCUCCCAGCGUUGUCAACAUGAACCAUGGAGGAGGCACUGGUUGGCUGUUUGAGCUGGGGCUUUCUCCUAUGAUUCCUUGAUAAGAGUGAAGGAAAGAUGAUGCGAUCCUUCCAGAAGAAAGGCCAAUCUAGGAUGUGGAACUCUAAUCAUUUCUAGUACUUUGGUUUCAUAUCAGAAAUGAAUUUGGCCCUAUACCUAGAGAUAAGAAACACUUCUUUAUGUAGCAAAUGCUACCAAAGACAAGAGGUAGAAGAAAAUUGUUUUCAUACCUGUGUUAUAUACAUAGGUGGACCUUUUUGAACAAGAAUGCCAGAAAUAUCAAUAAUUUUUGCUCUGUAAAAUAAUCCAGAUCUACUUUUCAAAGGGAAUCGGUUCCUAAAGUUAUGCAUACAAUAUUUAUGCUCUGACUUGCUCCCAAAUUGGAGGAGGGCGAACUCCUGUUGAAGGAACACUGUAUUGUUAUGUAUGUUGUACUGUAUUAUGACUAUCAGCAUUCUGGUGCAAAUGACCAUUUCUCUAUCGUGGACUAUUGAAAAUUGAUAAUUUUAAAGCUUUUCUGAUGAGCACUGGUCCGUAUAGCAAAGGUUAGUCUGAAAGAGGGUGUCCUUAUUCUUUCGUGACCUUCUGCGUGGUUAAUAGUCACAGAACCACUAUUUUCUCCUCAUGAUUCUGGUGCUCAACGAAUAGCUUUCUCUGUGCCAGACACAGAUUUCCUUUCCUGAUCAAACAUAUCAUUUUUUAUAUUUCACAACUGUAGAUAGUCACUUCUGCCACCCCAAUUUAAAAAUAUAGAACUGCCUUUAUCCAACUGUUCUUUAUCCAAGAAUACUGAAAAAUAGUGUCAUAUCCAGAUUUUAUAUGCUGUAGAAGCAUAUUUUGUUUCUGUUCAUCAACCAUAGACAUGGCCAAGCACUGUGGACUAGCCUCAGUCUUUAAAAUCAGAUGCAGUUUUGGUGAGCUGGAAACUGUCUCACUGUGAAGAUCCUCUGGAGGCAUUUUCCAGACCGGCACUUGGUGAGAACAUACAGUUCUCCACGAGCUAACGGAGAGCAAAUCUGAAAUGUGCCAAGGGGUCAGACGGCUCUGCCUUUCAUCUUGAGACUACAGAUACAGUUCUUCUAGGGUCAGUAGAAUUGGGGACAGAAAUCUCAUUUAUCCCACAUGCAUGCUUUGGAUUAGAAUCCACAGAUUGAGAUUUUGAUGAAUUUGUAUCAAUUUUAAUGAGAUUUAAUGCCCAGAUGACUCUCUUUUGCAGUUCAAACAAUAAAGUUGCUCACAGAUACAGAAGACAUUUCAUCUACUUACCAAUUCUCAAAACGUAAUGUGAUGAUAACUGAAGCCCAUGUAUAGAAGAAAUCUUUUAUAUGCUGCAUUAUGCCUUGAUAUCUCUUAAAACAUUGUUUGUAUUCACCAUGUAGAUAAUUGUGUUUCUGGCCACUAAUAUUUUGUUAUAUUUUUAUAAAAAACUCAAAUAUCCAUUCA